AAAGCUCUCAUUGUCGAGAGACACGGGUAUGCGUGCGGUACGUUGCAUUUCGCGUUCAUUUCGCGCGCCAAAAUUAUAUGGGAAUAAAAAGGAAAGGAAACGUCUGCCAAGUUGCAUUGUUGUACAUACGGAGUACAUGGAUCAUGUAGGUACGUACGUACAUACCGGGCACAUCGGCAUGUCCGUUCGUCCAUACGUCUUUCCAUUUCCGAAUGAACAUGCGCAGACGAAGUUUACGGGGGAAAACGCGAUAUACAGACUUCAGUUGCGCGCCGCACGUCAAACGGAACCGCCGAUACUCCGCGGGUUUCUUGCGAUUCGAAAUACACAUUUCUUAUCUCAUUGACAGAAUUUUAUCCAAUCGUCAUUCGAAGCCCAUUCGUCCGACGAGAAAUCAUCAAUUUUCAUCCAAUUCGAAUAAUAAAAAAACAAAAAAAAAAGAUAUCAAAGAUCAAGGAUCAAAAAAAACAAAGUCGAGAUAGGGUUUGAGAAAUUUGAAAGCCAGCCGAAAGAGGGUCGAAACAAUUUUUCGCGGCGCAUGAACGAUUUUUCCAAAAGUUUUUUUUCAGUACUUAAAACUGUGUAGAAAUUUUUCUUUUUUCUCUAUUUUCCUUUCUCAUUUUAUGUUUUUAACGACAUCCCUUCGACACCCGCCCACGUGACGUGCCCACGCUAUACAUGUAUAUAUAUUGAAAAACUUCGAAAAGUAUCUCAAUUUGAAAAAAUAAAAAGAAAAAAAGAAAAAUCGAAAGAAAAGUGUUUUUUUUUUUUUUCUGGGUUCAGAAACGUAACGGCGAUAUCGGGUAAAAUUUUUCACUUUGAGAAAAGUAUACGCCUAAGAAGAAAAAGGGGACAAAAAAGAGAGAGAAAAGAAACGAGAUUAAUCGGAGGGUGUUUUUUGAACUAAUAUUUAAAAUUGCAACGUCCGACAAAUUUCGCCGGUGUUGAAAAUUAAUUGCUACUGUGGGGGGGUUGAGAAAUAUAAUUUGUUCCGAAAGUCUUUUAUGAGCUUUAUUAAGUACUUAUCAAGUACUUUUGGUGGGUAAACUUCGAGUCCAGGUAUAUUAGCUGAUUAUAUUGCGAAACGACCGCUCGCUACCGGGAUAGUUAUCGAUAAGGAGAUUGAAAAAGAAUAGUAAAAACGAUUCGCACUUCCUACGAUUCUUAUUCAUUCGUUUGUCCACCAUUUUUUAUUUUUUUUUCAUCAAUCGCGGUCGGCUCUUACAUCACCUGUUCUACUCAUCACAUGCACGAUGAACGCUCGAAGAUAAUUUCCCCAUAAUGGAGACUCUUUACACGGGGGUGAUCCAUGGAUUCCCACAGGCCAAGGGUCUGGCCGGUGGAAUAUCCCCAGGGAUCGGUGCCGCCCUGGACCAAGAUGGCGCCGUCAGUUUGAUCGUCGUCCUAGGAGGGAGUCUUUCCUUGGUGGCACUGGUGUUCGCCUUCAUCACUUACAGCUUGUUCUCCGAUUUACGAAGCUUGGCAGGAACGACUCUGAUGAAUCUUCUCGCCGCCCUAUUUAUGGUUCAAUUAUUGUUCAUCAUAGGGGUCGGAGGCGUGCAGGAUGCGGAAUUGUGCAUAUCCCUCGGUCUGAGCCUGCAGUACAUAAGGGUAUGCGUCGUUUGUUGGCUGGCGGCUAUGUGCCACCACCUUUACGCCACCGUGGCUUCCAUACCAUCCCGAGACGAGCCACCGGCGUACGUCAAGUACAGCUUAUUCGCGUGGGGAUCGCCGCUGUUGAGUCUCGGUGGUGCCACGAUGAUACAGAGUCAAGAAUCCGGUGACCUAUGGAACAUCGCGGACCUGACGCCCUUCAACUGCUGGUUUUUAGGUAAAAAGGCUACGGUCUACACCUACGGCAUACCCGUCAUUCUGCUUCUUCUACUCUCUGGAUUUUAUCUCCUGAAGGCAGCCAUUGUUGCAAGGUACACUUGCAGUAUGCAGCUGGAGAUAAAACAGCGUGAAAAAAUGAAAAAACGAAGGACCCUACAGUUGGUCCUGUUUCUGAAGGUCUGUUUGACCGUCGGUUUGGUAGCCGGCUGUGGGGUUGCGGCAAGAGUAUGGGAAAAUCCAUUUUUAUGGGCGAUGUUUUGUACGGGGCAUUCGUUGCAGGGAUUAGCCGUCGCCCUGUUUGUCGCCUGCAACUGCAGAGUUCUAAAAGUAUACUCCAGACGAGCGCACAAACAACCCAAACAACAGAUCGCCAAAUCAUCGAGUAUGCAGCUUUUGGCACCACCACCAGAUCCCGUCUAGAAUGCCAACUAAUAUUUUCAACGACCAAAAAUUCGCUCGCUUUAACCAGCGCGUUUGACA
Messenger RNA from Athalia rosae (coleseed sawfly), 2313 nucleotides. RefSeq names its product latrophilin-like protein LAT-2. The record is from RefSeq and is a predicted model, not a curated record. Lineage: Eukaryota; Metazoa; Arthropoda; Insecta; Hymenoptera; Athaliidae. Gene Ontology annotation, molecular function: G protein-coupled receptor activity. Gene Ontology annotation, cellular component: membrane. Bases 1282 to 2253 code for a protein of 323 amino acids. Gene Ontology annotation, biological process: cell surface receptor signaling pathway; G protein-coupled receptor signaling pathway. The transcript is spliced from 8 exons.